Molecule: messenger RNA, 2328 nt
Organism: Closterium sp. Naga37s-1
Lineage: Eukaryota; Viridiplantae; Streptophyta; Zygnematophyceae; Desmidiales; Closteriaceae
Source: the annotation of a GenBank genome assembly
AUGGCGUCCGCCGGAGGUUCAGUCGCACGUGCGCAUCACGCUCGCUCCUCUUCGGCGACCGUCGCAGUUAUCCCAGCUGAAAGAUUCGCAGUCCUGUCAUUUCCGCCGUCCCUCGGAAAUUCCGCCGUUUCGUCCCCCGUAGCCGCGCCCGCCGGUGAUCCCGCAGCCAGACUCGCGGAAAGCGCGGCCUCGCCGUCCGCGCCUCCGCCCGCCAGACCCGCGCAAGCGCAGGCGGCGGGGGCGACCGUCCCCGUCCCCGACGCUGCCGGCGGCGAAUGCGCAGCACAGCCAGGUAUAACGACAGAACCACUCGCCACAGCUCCGCUCCCCGUUCCUAGAUCUAAUAGUAGUAAAGACGGCAACUGCGCGUCGGCGAGCCAAUCCGACGGCUUCCAUGGCGGCGGCGCGGCGUCAGAGCCUCCGGCGCGCGCCGCCGCGUCGAAUCCUUCCUCAAGCUACGGGCUUUCGCUGCAGCAGCUACAGCAUCUCGUCGCGCUCACAAACGCCAACGACAGCCCGCGCGACUCCGCCGCAGCCUUCCCGUACGCCGCGACGAGCGACGGGCGGCCCGGCCGGAGCCGCCUGUCGAUUAACUCCGCGCAGCGGCGCCUCGACUCGUGGAAUCGCGCGCGGGAACCCGUGGUGGAAAACAGCAUCGAGUACAUCCGCGCGCAGCGGAAGCUCAAGCGGAGCGGAAGCGACCCCUCGUUGCGGCAAUCCGCGCUCGGCGGGGAGGAUAGCAUGGGCGGCCCGUCGCGGCCGCUAGAGGGCGUCGUUUCGGAGGCGCGGAAAGUUGCGAUGCGCCGGUGGCUCCGCCGCUCGCGGAGCGCGCACACGUUGGGGGAGAAGGACACGGCGGCGCGCUGGAACGAGGCGAUGACGGCCAUCAUCUGGGGCCGUGGCGGCGCCGUCGUUUAUAGACGGCCAGCCGGCGGGAGUUCGCAGGCGCGGCCGUCAGGAGGCGAACGGGGGACAGCAGGGGGUGAGAGCGGCACUCCAAAGCGGGCAGCAGCCUGGGGAACAGCCAGGAGGGGUAGGCGUGCCACAGGGCGCGCAGCAAUCAGGGGGGCAGCCGGGGGUGAUAGCAGCACCCCAGGGCGUGCAGCAGGCAGCGGGACAGCCGGGGGUGAUAGCAACACCCUAGGGCGUGCAGCGGCCAGGGGGAGGGCCGGGGGUGAUAGCAGCAUCCCAGGGCGUGCAGCAGACAGGGGGACGGCCGGGGGUACUAGCAGCACCCCAGGGCGUGCAGCAGGCAGGGGGGCAGCCGAGGGCGAUAGCAAUACCCCAGGACGUGCAGCAGGCAGGGGGGCAGCCGGGAGUGCCAGGAUCACCCCAGUGCGUGCAUCAUCCAGGGGGGCGGGUGGGGAUGAUAUCAGCACCACAGGCCUCACAAUGGCUAGGAGUUCAGUUGGGUGUGACAGCAGCACCCCAGGACGUUCAUCAGUCGGGGGGACAGCUGGGGGCGGGCACUGCAUCCCAUGGCGGGCAGCAGACGCUGGGGUGGCCGGGAGAGGUCACAUCACCUCAGGCUGCGCAGCAGCCAGGGGGGCAGCCGGGGAUCACUGCUCCACCCUGCGGCGUGCAAAGGGGGCGGGGGGGGGGGAGUUAGCAACACCCAGGGGCAGGCGGCAGACGAGGGGGCGGUCAGGGGCGACAACUGCACUCCGGGACGUGCAACAUCCGGGGGGCCAACUGGGGGGGAUGGUAGCACCCCAGGGUGCGCAGCAGCGAGGAGGGUUGCCAGGGGUGAUAGUAGGGGACUAUGAUAUGCAGCAGCUGGGAGGGAAGCCAGGGGUGGCCGCAGCAGACCAGGUCGUGCAGUGGCAAGGAGGAGGGUGUGAGCAGGGUACCGAAUCCCCGCGGCAGUCGGUGACGUUCGACACCCCCAUGGCAGCAGUAGAGGUGGCAGUGGCAUCGGAUGAGGGACACCAUGAGCUGCCUCCUCCGCUUCCCCGCUACCCAUGCAACGUGUGCUUUCACACAUUUGCUACUCGAGGGGCGGCUGCGAGCCACAUGACAGCGUGUCGACUGGCUGAGGCGGAGAGGCGUGCAUAUGCGCUUGGCUUAAUUCCUUCCCUUGCAGAAGAUGGCACACAGGAGAGACCGACAGUGAGGGAAAUCCAGGACGGGGUAUGGGCGGCGGUUCCGUCAUGGGAUUGGGAAGCAUUCUUCUGUGUGGAGGCGGUAGGGGGGAAGACGGUGCGUCGGAUCCCUCAGCGUGCCCGGCUGGGAGUCCUCGAUGCACUACCUGCCGACCAAACCAGGGAUGGGUCAGAGGGCAUUGAUCAUGGAGCAUUUGACGGCGUUCUGGGAGGGGAGAUGGCGUGA